Pecten maximus is the source of this 4452-nucleotide messenger RNA. Its product is annotated as dolichyldiphosphatase 1-like. The record is from RefSeq and is a predicted model, not a curated record. Lineage: Eukaryota; Metazoa; Mollusca; Bivalvia; Pectinida; Pectinidae. Gene Ontology annotation, biological process: protein N-linked glycosylation; lipid biosynthetic process. The transcript is spliced from 8 exons. Gene Ontology annotation, molecular function: dolichyldiphosphatase activity. The coding region runs from base 38 to 769 and encodes 243 amino acids. Gene Ontology annotation, cellular component: intracellular membrane-bounded organelle; endoplasmic reticulum membrane.
UCGCACAUGCGCAAUUCGAGAAGUCACAUUUUCCAGCAUGGAUGUCGAAAGUGCACCCGAUUCGCCAGACAUUUCUUCUUUUAGUGGAGAUUCUUCAAUACAGUGGAAAUCGAUUUCCCUCACCCAUGUAGAAUACCCAAAAGGUGACUUUAUUGGAUUCUUCCUUGCCUGGGCCAGUCUACUGCCAUUUUGUAUUAUAGUCGGGUUUAUCACCUUAAUUAUAUUUAGGAGAGAUCUUCACACAGUGUCGUAUUUUGCUGGUUUACUGCUGAAUGAAGCUAUUAAUUGGGUAUUGAAGCACCUAAUACAAGCUCCACGCCCUGUCAGAAAUCGACAGCUUUACACAGAGUAUGGAAUGCCAUCAAGCCAUGCUCAGUUUUCCUGGUUUUUCUCUACAUACAUGAUUCUAUUUUUAUUUCUUAGAAUUUAUAAAAAUUAUAACUUGAUAGAUGAUAUAUGGAAAUAUUGUGUCAGCGCAGUAUGUGUCAUAGGAUCGUGUAUAGUUUUAUAUAGCAGGGUAUAUUUAGGUUACCACACAUUCGGGCAGGUAUCCUGCGGAGCCCUGCUGGGUAUAUUUUUGGGAGCAGCGUGGUUUUGUAUUGUCUAUGUUGUAUUAACACCAUUCUUCCCAAUCUUGGCUUCAAGCCCUAUAGGUGAAUUUCUAAUGCUAAGAGACUCAACAUUGAUACCACAUGUCAUGUGGUUCGAGUAUACUUCCUCCAGAACAGAGGCAAGGGGCAGACAGAGAAAAUCGCGGAAGUCCCAAUGACUGGGCCGUCAUUAGACCAGCUAUUGCCAUGUAUAGAGUGAAGACCAGGAACACAUCCCAACAGCCAUCCUGAUGUCAACAACACUCUAGAUACUGUGUUAAGACUUACACAGACUAAUAAACUGUUCAGGGUUUGCACAAGGUGUAUUAUCAGUCUCACAUCACAUCAUCUUAUGAUCCUCGACCAUCAAAACUACCUACCCCAUGACUUAGAGUCUAAUGCAUGUGCUCAUUGUGGUAAGUUUGUGUCUGUGAAAGGUCAAGGUCACACUUCCAAACCGCACUGAGUUAAAUACAAAGGUGAAGGUCAUCGUUAAAAUUUAUGACUAGGAUUGUAUCCAAGAAAAUGUAUGACUAGGAUUGUAUCCAAAAUGUAACCAAAGAAAUAUGCAUAUAUUAUGUGAAGUUUAUUUGAAAGACAUGACCUAGUUUAUAAUUUAAAAAAAAUGGUAAGGGUUACAGUUACCUUAAGGUUUGAGGGUAAGGACAGUGUUAGUUUAAAAUAAAAUUGUAUAUAAAUGUUACAUUAUUGAAGUAUUGUUAAUCUGCAAUGAGAUUUAAUUAAAUAUAAAUUAUUUGGCUUUAUUGUUUAUUGUGCUAAAUGUUUAUUUCAUUAAUUAGUUAUUAUUUCCUAAUUGUGUCUUAAUUAGUUGGAGGUAUAUGUAUUGUUAAUUCAGUUAAGUGGGUUUUUGCUGACUAUUGUUGGUUGGUAUAUUUUUUACUAUUUGUUUUAAGAUUAUAGAUAUAAUUAUUUUUUUAGAGAAAUAUUAUUUAAGUCAACAAGAAAGGGCAAUUGUACUUUACACAAAUAAUAUUGCCGAAGACCAUGUUGUUUUGUCUUGUAUAACUUUGUAAUCAUUCUUAGCUAUACAACAGUAAAUUUAUAGUUUUGUAUUGUGCUGAACAUGUGUUUCACUAAUUCAUAUGGUAUGUCCUCAUCAAAUGGACAGAGUGUCCAAAAUCAGCCUAGGUUAAAACUUAAGAAUAAAAGGAAUUCUCAAUGUAGCAUAUUAAAUUCCCCUUCAUAGUGAAUUAAUGUUUUGGAAAAUAUAUAUGGAAAAAAAUAAGUUCUGAAAAUACUUUGCUUCUAACAAUUGCAUAUUUUAAGCCCCUUUCUGCUUUUGUAUAUUAGAAAAUCUCUAGCCCAUGUAAAUUUCUAUCAAAUUUAUCCCAUGAGGGUGCUAAAAUAGAUAAAACUAUGCCCAAAAUAAAUACUUCAGCCUUAAUUGUCCCUUUAAAAUUAAUGAUAUUGUUAAAAUUAUCCAUAUAUUUAUUUCAAGUCAUUUUCUACAAAAAUAUAUUUAAAGCAUUAUUGCAGUGAUACACAGUAGUUUGAAAUUUGUAUCACAUGACUGCUUGGGUGCAGCUAGACAAAGUUGUGUAUUUCUCAUUAUUACAUAUUACUAUUCAAUAUUAGACAAAAUCCAUGAUAGACCAAAACCCCAGAGAGUCAUGUGACAAAUGACUCCCACAUACACAUAUUUGCAAAUAUGAUUAAUUACAAAACAAUUUAAUCCCAGGGUUUGAACUAUGCUUAUACAGGCCAUAUGCGUUCGUAUGUCAGUGAUGUCACUAAACUUGAAGUGUCAAUACCUUGUCAAGGGAGCUAACUCUUUUGCUUUAGUCUUUGAAUCAUGAUCGAGAAUACCAAAAAUUUGAACAGCACAACUCUGAAAUGAAGUUUGUCAUUGCAACUUUAACUUGAAACAUUUUAUUGUUUUCAAAAUUUAUUUUCGAAGUUAUGCUAAAGUUGAAGACUGAAAUAAAUGACACAUUUUGAAUUAUCCUAAGCACUUGUUGAUGUUUUCAGUCUAAAUCAAAAGUCACUGCAGUAUAUCCAGUAAGAGAAACCACAAUUACAGUGUUAUAUCUAAUCCAUAAAAAUUAUUGGCUUUUUGAUUAUUUUUUUAAAUACACCAAAUUUCAUAGUAAACAAUUUUGGAAUAUUACAUUAAUACACAUUCAUAACAGUACAAUUUAUAUACCUAAGAAAUUACCAUCAAGCUAAGUUGCAGCUUGACUUCUAGAAAUUACAAUCUGAAUAUGAUUUACUUGUGGACCAUAAAGUUUCAUGAAUGCUUUAAAAGAAUACCUACCUUCUACAACAUAUAAAAAAAAUGUCAACUUGUAAAAUUUGUCAAGUUAAAAAAUGUAACAUGUUUGAGCCAUAUAUUCAAUAAAUGUUAUUUGUUGGUAUUUUUAGAGAGCUAUGACAAUACAUAUUUGCAAAGGUAGGACAGACUUUCAGGAUGUUUAGGCAUGCAUGUUACAAUAAAUCAGAUAAACUGUUGGUGUGAGUGACAAGUGGUGAGAGUCUUGUACAUUAGAAGGAAGGGAAAUAAGCAUUCCCCUCCUUAGAUGUUUGAUGGAAAAAAUUAACAGACCUUUGAGUAAGAUUCUUCAAAGUUUUAAUGUAAUCAGUAAAAUAUUGGAAUAUUGCUUUAUCUCUGAUGUGGUUAAUUUUAUGUCUUCUCCAAUCGAAGCAAGAUUCCAUUCCCAUGUGGUACAUAAUUACUAUAUCUAUGAUGCCAGAUGAUAUAUUCAUGACCAACAUAAAGUUUAUGUAAAUAAUUCUUUUUAAACAAUGUUUAUUUUGGAAGUUGUUGUUUGGCAUGGGAGAUAACUCUUGGACUCUUAAAUCUGGUGGUAAUUUAAUCUUUCUGUAAAAGCAUGUUGUGUAGUAAUUGGAAAUAUCAUUGCUUGAUUCUUAAAUUUACAAAUGUUAUUGAUGUUUGAAAGUAACAACAGGACAUUUGAUAUUACAUGUGUGUACCAAUAAAUAUUAGAGUAAUGAGAUUAAUAUUUUAGAUUGAACCAAUUCAAAGGUCAUUAGUUCUUAAAAUAAAUAUGAAACUUAUUUGCUAAAGGGUAGAAUAACAUUAUAUUUAUCUUUAUAACAUGAAAUUUACAUUGGGGCAUUGUGACCUAAUAAUGAUUAUGACAUCUUAAACAAAAUAUUAACUCAGUGUUUCUAAAAAAAGAAACAUGGGCUUAUAUAUCUCGUAAUAUUAACCUCCACAUGGCCAUGUUUUUAGCCAAUGAGAAUUGAGGAGAAUCAGACCAUAUCUGAUAAUUAGACAAAAUUAAUUAGUAAUUAAAAUGAACAAACUCUGGUUCAAAUUGUCAUUAAGAAAUCUGUAGUAUGCAACAGUCCUGUUUUUUUUUUUUUUUUUUUUUUUUGUGGUGGUGUUAUCAUGUUAAUGUAGUUAUCUGUAUGGUGAAUGUUUUGAUGUUUUUUUGUAUUAAAAAUUCUACAGGUUGUUGGGAAUAUACAGUAUCCGUAUGCUGUAAACUUUGCUCUGUUAAUACUGUAAUGGACCGUCCAGCUUCUUGUCAUUUUUAUUAACUGCUGUUGCUCAAGUUUCUUGAUUAUAUGUUAUUUUAAUUAUUACUUCUUUCUGAAUUGUGUCAAUGUUCCCAGCUGGCUUAAACUGUUCAUUCUACCAGGUCAGGGGCAGAGAAAGUUUGAAUUCAAUCAAACUUUGUUAUUUUUUUCAAUAUAUAUGCUGGAAGAUCACUUUAAAGCAUUAUUAUGUAUUGAGGACUAACCAUCGAUUUUCCAGUUAACCUAGCUCUGUACCAACAGUACAUCUCGUUCUGUUAAAAGCUCUAGGCUUCUGUUAAGAUCACUGUCACCGAGUUUACUUCUGCAUAAGAUUUUCUUGCAAUAGAAGCAAAUCCAC